CAUUUUCUGACUCAACAUAAACUCCAACUUCCUCCUCUCAUUUGCUCAGAUUUGACUCACUAUUUCAAGUAUGCAAGACAAAAGAAUCGCCAGACUCAUCCCAUCUGUUUAUUUUGCUUUAUGGGCCUUAUAAGUUUUAUAUGUCUGCAAUAAAUCAACUGACACCGGUUAAGUUAUCCUAAUAAAGAAAUGAGUAGCUAUGAUGCAGGCGAAAAUGUGGGUGGUGCCCCACUUCCUCCAGCUCGAAACAGAACAAAACCAACUGUUAUUCGACCAGGAGUCAAAGCAAAUGGUAAUUUUUCUAUAGAUUCCUUGUAAAUAUUUUUCAAAUUUAAAAUAUAAUAAUUUUUUAUAAAUUAAUGAUUAAAACCACUUUUCUAGUCAGUACCCUACAUAUAAAAAUUAAUACUGUACUGUACUUUAUCACUGACGGUGGUGUAGCAAUGGGGGCGGGAAUAAGGAGGGGAUGAUCCACCCUGGUUGGAAAUUUUUUCUUUAUGUUGAGGGACAGCAUAUUUAGCCAAUUGUUGAGCUUAAUCAAGAGAAGGGGCAGAAAAUAGCUUGGCCCUCCCAAGGCAAAACUAGCCCUUGCUAAGCCACGGAGUCCAUGGCCCAUGGCAAUCCACUGCCAAUAGCUCACUUGGCACGAGGCUACAAUAAUCAUUUAUUGGCAUAACGACAUAUGAAUACAUAAGCCUAUUAGUGAUAAGUUAAGUUCUGGUUAUUAGAAAUCCACAAGAAGAUUACUGACCAGAAGUCAUGCAGUAACACUAGGCUGACCAUAAAUUUAAGGGUUUAAACCGUAACUCUUGGUUGGGUUAUGGCAUUGAUAAGAUAAGUGGGAGUUUAUUAUUAUCAACAUUAUUUUAAAGAUGUGGGUGAGGUGCAUUUUUUGUAAUUUAUCACAGGCGGCAUUUAGUCAUCAAGUAUUUUUAGUAUUAGAAGAGAGAGACUAUUCUCAUCACCAUCUAGACAUUUUUGGGGGUAUUAGGGGAGAGAGUCUAUUCUCCCCACCAGCUAGAGAGUUUUGCUGCUUGAUAUUUUAAAAUAGUAUUCACUAUCAAAGUACAUUAUAUUGACUAUUAGAUCUUGAGUGGUCAAUGGAUUAUAACUUGAUUUUUUUUAAUCAUCUUUUUACAUACGGUACCAAAGUUAUUUUUAACGUGCAAGUAUAAUUUUUUGAAUAAAAUUUUUUUAAAUAUCAAUUUUUAGCGGAAAAUUAGAUUUUUAGUUUUAAAAAAUUUAGUCAGUGCAUCAUGUUUUGCUUUUGUUCAUGAUGCAAUUUUUGUCCGCCGUAUUGCGAAUGUUGUGAAACUUCACUGAAGGCUGGUUGCAAAAAAUGUAACAAAUAGGCUCCAAAUUCAUCUUUUAACCUUUCUGUUGACUAUAUUUUAAGUCAAAACUUGAUAGUAACCCGAUAAAAACAAGAAGAAGACAAGACUGCUGAUGAUUUGUGUAUUUUCACCUGAUCGAAAGUUCGUUAUCAGUGGUAAGAUUUUUUUCUUUGGUACUGCGGGUCAAAAUGCUCUCAGAUUUUGUGGAAUUAGUGGAAAAAACUAUGUGUACAUUAAUAUACUGUAACUGUGGACUUGAUAAUUAUUGAAAUUAAGUAAUUAAGCUCAUUAAUAAUAAUUUAUUAUUCCAGGAUAUCAAGUGUAUAUAUUUUUUUUUCAUAGGCAUAGUUGUUUGAAAUUUCCUAUGUUUACAUUGGAUACGCUUAGAAGAGGCAAUGACUUUCCGGUCUAUAAUUUAUCCUGGAUUAAAUUAAAAACAGCUUUUAAUUUUGAAUUUUUAUUGUUUUUAAUUGAAUAAUGCAUUCAGUUUGUUCAUUUUUUAAUUUAAUUUUAAGAUCUAAGGCAAUAUGUAAUGCUUAUAUUUUAUAAUAAUUUCAAAGUAUCUGAGUGGUGACUAGGAUAUUGGGCUACCCAAGCAUCAUGACAAUGCUAUUCCUGUCAUAAGACCUUAGCUAACUACUUAAACCUGUCCCAGACAAGAUAAGGAAUACAUUCACCUUUAUCACUUUUCAACUUCAAUUUACAUCAACAAGGCUGGCGAUGCUUUGUAAAUGUAUACAACAAUUGAAGCUGCAAUAUUAUGGCAACUAAGCCGACUUGAUUUUAAAAACUGGACAUUCCAGCUAAUUAACAAAAUUUCUAACGUUCAUUGGCCUCAUACCCUACAAGACCCACUUGUGUUAUCUGCUUCUGGGAGUUUAUUCACUGUAUUAUGGAAUUCAUAAAUUGUUUUUAGGCCAAUACUAUAAUAGGAAUUUUCUAUGAAAAAAAACCCAGAGUAAACUGCUGAUAAGCAGGUAUGUUAAUUUCCUCUGUACCUGAUGAAAAGUAGAUGCAUGCAAAUAUGGUCAGUGGAGCAGCUGUAAUAAAUAAUCAAGAGAAGCAGGAGGGGACAGGACAUACUCAUUUCAUAAAUGUAACACCAAUACUGGUAUGAACAACAUAACUGUAAAUGAACUAUUGGUCCUGGCAGAUUCAAUAUCUACACAGUAUAAAUGGUUCUGUUGUUAUAGUAAGCUAAGCUAAAUCCAACUGCUGUGGCUAGUUGAUUGGCCUGUGAUAAACUUAGUGGAUAAAAGAUAUCAGCUUUGAAAUAAAUACAAAUAAUGUGGAAAACAAUAUGAUUAGUACAAGAAAAGAACAACAGUGGCCAAGACUGUUAAGAGGCUUAUUCUUUCAUUUUGUUAGUUUUCAACACUUAUAGUCAUAUUUAUUUUAAUCUGAAGAAAACAAAACGCAUGUCUUGAAUAAUUAAAAAGAUCAAAUAGCUUUAGUCUUUUUAGUUCCUUAGUAGACUUAAUCAGGCAGUGACAAACUUUGUUUGACAAUGCACAUGUUUCUACUGCAGCAAUAUGAAUGAUUAUAACACAGCAAAGGCAUGAUGUUAAAAUUGCAAAUGUAAAUUACGUCACGCUAAAAAUGCCCUUUUAGACCCCUCCCCCCCCCCCCCCCCUACNAGCCAGUUUUUAAUUUAUUCAUGACGCCGGGGUCAAACGAGACAUUCUUUGUUUUUGUUUCUAAUUUUAAUAUUUCUUUAUUUUUUUUUUUUUUGUGUUGGAAAAAUGGAUGUCAUUUAUUAAUAUUACUAUACCGUAAUAAACAUUUUAACUUAGAAUUAAACACUUUUUUUUUUUUUUGCUCCUACCUGUUUGUGGUAUGUUUACAUUUUUUUUAAAUUUAGCACACCUAAAAACCUAAUUCUUUUGGCCAUUAAUAAAAACCAUAAUAAAACUGUCACCUCAAAAUUGAUAUCAAAUAAUAGAUCAUUCAAUCCUGAAUCCAAACGUUUGAAACCGGUAUACCAUGUUAUUACUGCUAUGUUCUUCACUGAACAACCAGCCAGAUUGUAAAGGUACCUAAAUGAGAGAGGAAAAAAAUGGCAGAAAACCAAGAAUAUUUGAGAGUUAAGCUGGCCUAAUAUUUAGAUGAGGUUUAUCUAUGUGGACUUCUAUGGUAAAUGUACACGCUCUUAUUGGCCUUGUAAAAGAGAAUGUAAAUUUUAAAAAUAAAAAUAUAAAAAAUCCAUUGCCUCAUAUAAGUUGUGGGCUGAAAACAUAAAAUAAGUAAAUAAGACUCAAAUCAAACACUGACUGUAGAAUGUGUGUUAACUGAAACAUAUCUAAACACAAGGUGUGCAAUAGAAGCUUGGAACUUGCCAGUCCUUACUCAUAGAAUUUUAGCUUUGUUUUUUUUAUCUAUGACUGAUAAUACUGAUAUUGCAUAAUCAUACUGUAUUCAUAUCAUAAUUAAAUGCAUCACAAAAUAUGUGCAACUGAGAUGAUAGAGUUUAGUAGUCCAGUUGUAUAGCAGCAAAUGAGAAAUAAUGUGCCAUUGCUCUGCCUUAUAAAUUGUAAUUACUUGUUACUAUUUUCAAUUUUUUUUUCUCUGAAACAACUCUUACUCUUAACCUUUAAACCUUAACAGAUUCAUCAACCUGCCAAUACCCACAUCAAAUGGAUUGCACAUUAUGAUCCCUUAACCCUGUUAGCCAGAUUUUUAAAAUCCUAUGAAUGUUUAUAGAUUUAGCUCUUUAACCAAACAGUUUUUUGUUUGUUUCCAAUAACCACACGGGGCUAUGGAAACCCCAUCUGGUCUAGGCUGUGAUGUAAAGAGCCAUUUAAAAAUAUUUACGGCUAAAUGAGGCAGUAGCACAUCACCUCUUCCACUGCCUAGCACUCCAUGACACACACCUAAACUACCUACCAAAAAUACCAGACGACCCAAACACCCUAUAUACAGAACAUUAACAUCUGCAGAAAGUUUGCAAAUUUUUCACCAUGGUCUCUGACAGAAAACCACAGGCCCAGACGGCCGCUGGAUGUUGAUGAUGACAAAUCCUCUAAGGCUGCAGUCUAAAUGACUGUGUAACAUUAGGGGGGCUUCUACAUGUUAUUGUCACAAAAUUUCCUUAAUUUUUGUUAUAGAUUCGACAUCAUCACAGCCUACCCCUCAAAGACCUGCACCACCCACUCCUGGUAGCAGACCCCCACCACCCCAGCGACAGUCUGAGCAAAUAAAGCCUGCUAGACCAGGUAGAGUUCCAAUUAUUUUUUAUAAAAAGAAUUCGUUUUAAUGCCAUAAUUAUAAAAAUGAACUCUGUGAAUUAAAUUGGCAGAAGCAUAACUGUGUUUGAUGGCAUUAUUAUAAGUUUAAAAUAUAUAUUAAUGUUUAAAGUCGUUCUUUCUUCUCUUGGUCACUGUUUUCAGGGAUUUCACAGUCUUCAACUGUAACAGCUGGCUCAGUGAAUGGCUCCAAUAACACAAUAAAAUCUAAUGCGUCUGGCAAAAAGUAAGUUUUUCUCCAACACUAAGUUUUCUCUCAACAAGAUUUUUGUUGAGCAAUUUUUUAGAUGAGUGAUCUGAGAGAGGACUGGUGGCCCGAUCAGAGAGACCCACGCCUAGUAAGUAGUUUAAUCAGAGUUAAGGACCAGACAGUUUUAAACACAGUAAGCAAAUACCAGUACUGACAUAUCCAGGGUAUUCUACUGUCAUUUUGCCAUGAAAAAAUCACUCAAUGAAAAACCACUUUUGUUAAUUCUACAUUCAUAUUCCUCUGCCAUUUUGUAUUAGUAUGACAUGGGGUCAACUUUCAAAUCUUAACAGAUGGUCAACCAACAUGGCUAUUUUAAAUAAUUUAUAUCAGCAUGGGAAUUAAACUACAGACCGGGUCAUUUACUUAACACCAGUUGGUCAACAAUAUAGUUUUAAAUUAUGCAUUUCAUAAACUGUGAUGAAUUAUUAUGGCGGGGAAAAAAGGGUGGUGGGGGGUAGAAAAGGAGGUAGAGAAUCCAGUCGUAGGUUGUCGCAGAGUGACACAGGAAUUUUCUUAUACAAUACUGACUUUAAUUCAUUUUAUCUAAAUCGAAAGCUUAAGAUUCAUUAGAUACCCAACACUACUGCAUCGUCUAGAACAUUUAAAAAAAAAGGGUAAUGUGAAUGCACAAAUGUGCAAUACAAACAGGGGGUUAUUGAAACAUCAACAAAAAAGGAUUCAAUUUUACUCCUAUAUUUUCAGGAGAUUGGAGAUUACAAUUGUUGAUGCCAGACCCAUGAGCGAGAUGGGCUUUCGUGAUGUUAAAGGGGGUGCAGCCUCUCCCACAGUAGCAACCUCUGCCCAGUCGACAGGGCCUGCAGACAAGAAUGAAACCAACUCUGGUAAUUAUUAAUUUCUCUUCUAUUUUUUUAUCACCUAAUGGCUUUAUGUGUUCUUUAGUUGUCACGAGUUAUCAUAAACAGAUGUACCCAUUUACAAUUAUAAUAUAACUAAGCUUUUAUAAGGCUAGCUAAAAAAUUUAAAUUGUAUAAACCAGUGGUUCUUAAAGUAAGAGGUUCCGCGACCCCUCCCACCCCACUUUGGAGUGCUCAUGAUGGGUUUAUGUCCCCAAAGGACUGUGGUCGGUAAAAGUUUGAGAACCACUGGUAUAAACCAUUAAACUCCAAUUUUGUUUUCUUUAAUUCAAUAAAUAAAUGCAUUUUUAAACCGGUAUUAAAAACUCAAAAACAUCUCUUUGACAACAUACAAUGGCCAUAUCAGUCAGCUCCAGAUGCUGUUCAUCCAUUGCCAUAUUUAAACAGAACUCCUUUAUUUUAUUCGAAAGUCUCUAAAGUCCAAGGAGGACCAAGGGAGCUUACUGCUAUAUAUUUUGUCACUAAGUUGAUGGGAUGAGAGAGAAUCUUAUUUUAACUGUGGCUCACAUUUCUGACAAUUGUGAUUGUCUGUUGUCAAGGUCUUUGUCAUAGUCAGGGAUUUAAGAAUUUACAUUAAGUAAAGAAAGUACUGGUAUUAGAAAUAAUGCAAUACAACCCAUAAAGCAACUCUUUACAAAUGGAACUCACUUCAUUUCAUGCAAAAAAUGUCACAUUGUAUAUACCGGUACUGGUAAGCCAAUCUAUUAUGCUACACACAGUUCUUUCCCUUUGGGUGGGCAGUCACCCGGAGAAUUAUCUGUACAGUCACAAUUGAAAGUUUAAAUUUAGCUACUGGUUCUUGCUAUAACCUGCCAUACUUUACACUGAAACAUUUUGUCCCACUGAAAUGAAGUGUGUAGCCAUUGAUAUUCCUGCAUCAGUUUCAGUAUCAAGGUCAGAUCAAGAAGGACCACCCAAACCGAAACGUCCCUCGGUGAAUCAGUCACCAGCUUCACUUAAACAAGGUAACACAUUAUUUCUUCACUUAAACAAGGUAACACAUUAUUUCUUCACUUAAACAAGGUAACACAUUGUUAUUGAAUCGGCUACAAGCUUCCCUUAAGCAUGUUGACACAUUAUUGCCUCACCUCAUCUCUCCCCCCCAUCUUUUCAUGCAGGCCUAACAGUAAUAUAGGUCUGGUCAAAAGGAUGUCAAAGGUCCACCAUGAGCUAACUACUGUGUUGUACCAUAAUGCAUCAGUUACCAGUGCAAUGACAGCUUGAUGCAGUGGUGAAGGGAUGGAAAGAUUAUCUAUUUAUAGCUUAACACUGAGAGCAAGAAGCUCCUAUCUGUAACAUAGAAAUAAACAUUAGGAGGUUGUUUAAAUGAAGAAUGAUGAAUCAUUAAUGACUUGAAACUGGUAGAAGGACUUGCCAGCAGAAAAGUCACAUACACUUGUCAGCAGAAAAGUCACAUAUACUUGCCAGCAGAAAAGUCACAUAUACUUGCCAGCAGAAAAGUCACAUAUACUUGCCAGCAGAAAAGUCACAUAUACUUGCCAGCAGAAAAGUCAUCUAUACUUGCCAGCAGAAAAGUCAUCUAUACUUGUCAGCAGGAAAGUCACCUAUACUUUUCAGCAGAAAUGUCAAAUAUACUUGCCAGCAGAAAAGUCACAUACACUUGUCAGCAGAAAAGUCACAUAUACUUGCCAGCAGAAAAGGCACUUAUACUUGCCAGCAGAAAAUUCAUCUAUACUUGUCAUCAGAAAAGUCAAAUUUGUGGGAGGCGUAUUGUAUCAAUGCAUUUUAUGAUGUCUAAUAUUAGAGCAAGGAUUCUCGUUAUGUUAUAAGAUGACUGACAUGGGCUAUCAUUUAUUUUCCAUUUAACUUAUUUUCAGAUAGCCAGGACCCUCUUCCUCCGCCCAAGCCGGCCAGACCUUCAGUUUUCCUACCAGACACCAAAAAGCCUGAAGACGAAUCUCAAAAUCUCAUAGACUUUGACACAUCUGGGCUUGAGGAGGUGAAGGCUCGUAGCACUGACCCCACAAUCUUGCCUAAACCCAUGAGGCCAACAAUCAUUCGGCCGCAGUCAAGACUCCAAACCAACAAAGGUAGUGGUGUUUUGCACACUUUGUAUCCACUUGUAGCUGUUGGAUGCCAACCCAUUUUAACCUAUAAUUCAACAGAGCGUCAAUAGGCGACUGUAACAUAACUACAAGAAAAAUUCUUAAAUAAUCUCCCCUUAGCGGCACAUUGCUUUCUGACAUGUUUACAUCCUCCCCAAUUAGAUAAAUCACAACUGUUAAAUGAAAUUGCUUAUUUUAAAAUGGCUUUUAGCAAAUUUUGAGGGGUUUUUUUUUACACAGAUCAAUAGUAAUUUUGUCAAAAGUGGCCUACGAUGAUAAAUUUGAUAGCAGUUUAUAUGUAAUUAUAAUUAUAGAUGGUUCAUCGGUUAAUAAUGCUAGCUUUAGUAAUACAAUUUCUUGUAUUUAAAUUUACGCAGUGAAAGCAGUAUCAUAUGUCAUGACAAAGCUAUUGAGUUUACCGUCUUAUAACCUUAAGUUUCACCGCAGAAAAAUGUAUGUGUACAGAAGGUUUUUUUUUUUACUCUAUGAUCUAUUUGGAUAUACAGUGUUAACUUACUUUUAUGUGGAUUUUGCUUAUUAUUCAGAUUCCUAUUGGACAGUGGUUUCUUUAUACAGUGUUAACUUACUUUUAUGUGGAUUUUGCUUAUUAUUCAGAUUCCUAUUGGACAGUGGUUUCUUUAUACAGUGUUAACUUACUUUUAUGUGGAUUUUGCUUAUUAUUCAGAUUCCUAUUGGACAGUGGUUUCUUUAUUACAGCGUUAACUUACUUUUAUGUGGAUUUUGCUCAUUAUUCAGAUUCCUAUUGGACAGUGGUUUCUUAAUUAAAUUUUCCACAACCUAAAUUGACCCAGCCAAAUGCAAUCAAAUUUGGAGAAAUUAAAGACAGACGCUCUCUACUCAAAAUAUUAGUAUUAAAAAAAAAUUAAAUCAACUUACUUUUAAUUCAGAGAAGAGAAUUAGAGUGAUUAUUUAACUUUAGAAUCCGGAGACUUAUUAUUUAGCUUGGGAACGCCUGAUGCUUAUUUCCUCCUAUCUUGAUUUUACAGAUAUCUAAUUCUUCAAUUUUAUUACAGACCAAGGAUCUCCACCUUCCCUCCCAUCCUCAGCUCCCAAGUCUAUGCCCCCACCACCAAGCCGCCCAAAUCUUCCAUUACCGACAUCAUCGCCAACAGCACCCCUCAUUCCAGCCACCCCUCCACAAUCUAGCCCCACCCCCAGGCCCAGGAGCACAUUUGUAGCACCCUCUGAGGGAAACAGCUCCAGUGUAUCGUCAUUAGAAGAGAUCAAAGUUGUUCCAAAACCCUUGCCGCGCCCUACAUCUAGACAUCCAGGGGAUGUGACUUCUACAUCAAAUAAAAAUUUAUCUAUAGGGACCCCUUCUAUUAAAACGGACUCAGAGUCAUCUAAAACUUUAUCAGGCAAAUCUUCGAAUGCACCCGAUGAAACCCCAGCACACAAACUGAAACUUUCAUCCCCAUCAGAUCCUCCACCUCGCCCUAAAAGGCCGUCAGCACCAUCUAAAAAAUCCCACCAGCAGACACCACAUGUGGCAGCGGCUAAGCCCACUGUUCCUAAGGAUGAUUUCAAUGAUGUAGGUCCGGUCUAUGCACAGAUUGUGAAGCCACCUAAGGCUGACCACGGAGAAGCCACUUUGGAAACAAAAACUGGUCAUGAUUCACCAUUCCAGGUCAAACUCAGGUCCACAGUAGAGAGCACCCCUGGUAUCGCUGGGGCUGAUGGGAAAGCUGAAAGGUCAUCACAGCCACCAGUCUCGCCAAAGUCUAAACCUUCAUUGUACCCAUCAUUGUCCUCCAUGGAAAAACAAGAAGAUGAUCAUUCAGAAGUUAAAGGAUCUGAAAUUGACAGCAAUCAGGUUGUACUGCGGCCAGAGCUUAGGAAAAGUUCUGACUCUAGUCCCCAAGAGGCUGAUGCGUCAAAACCAAAGCAUAUUUCAGGUGCUUUUUUGGCCCGAUUUGAGCAAAGCUCAGACAACUCUGAUGGCUCACAUCAGAAGCCCACCCCACCUGUCCCAUCCAAGAGACCCAUCACAUUUAUUGGUGGACAAAACAAGGGUUCUCAAGAGUCCAGCGAUCUACCUACAAUGCAGAAACGAGAGGAAAAAGUGUAGGUCAUAUUUCUGGUUAUGUCUGAGGUGUUCUAUAAAUAGCAGCAGGAACUCAAAAUCAGCUAGUUAGAAGAAAUGUAAAAACAUUUAAUGUUAUUUAUGAUAUAUUAGUUUAUAUUUUAAAAUGCAAGUUACAGUUGAAAAUAGAGGCCGACCGAAUUUCGGUUUCGGCGCCAAAAGUGGCCAUUUGAUCACUUUCAGCUUAAUUUGGGUUUCAGACGAAACCAAAAAGUUAAAUUUUGGCUUCGGCGGAACUGAAAUGUUAACUUUUGGUUUAAUUUCGGUUUCAGAUUAAAGUAAUUGUAACUUUUGGCCAGAUGGCAAUCCAACAUUGCUCGGCGUCUUUCUGUCAUCGUAUGUUAUAUGUCUAAUACCGGUACUCUGGGAUAAAUUGCUCACUGUUGAAUGAUGACGUACUUGUCCUUUAUUUCCAAAAAAUUAAAUUUUACUUAGGCCUGGGCAGGUGUCAACAGUUUUGUGGAAGAAAAACUUCUAGUGGAAUUGUAAUAUUUUAUAUCAUUCUUUUUUUUAUAUUUUUUUUUUUCAAACAUAAAAUUUGGAACCCUAGGUUUAUUCAAUUCCUUCAUUUUUUUAUAUUUAUUUUGAUUUAUCAUUAUCAUGCUCAUCAAAUUUGCCAUUGGCAAAGGUGAACAAUAUUGCAUAAUCCUGGGGAAUGGUAAUAUUUCUCCUAUUGUUUUAUUUUUUUUUUUUUAAAUUAAGGAAACCUAGGCUUUUUCAAUUCAUUUAUUUCUUGAAGUUCAUGAUCAUCAUGCUCAGAAACAUUGGUAUUGAUGAAAUAACAAGUGUGUGCAUGUAUCACUGGCUUGUAUUAUAAUUAUGUAGUAGGCCUCCUGCAGACCAGUUUACUUUUAUGAUAUCUUGCGAUUCUCCGUCGACACCCAAGAGAAGAACUAUUUUGAGAGACCCGGUUAAAAAAAAUUACCUCCCUUGGUGGGGGAAGUCGGUCACCGAACGAAAUAAAAUUACGUCACCAGCACGGUAAGACUAAUAUGUUGGUACUAGGCUAAUAUUAAUACCAUAUGUUGGUACUAGGCUAAUAUUAAUACCAUAUGUUGGUACUAGGCUAAUAUUAAUACCAUAUGUUGGUACUAGGCUAAUAUUAAUACCAUAUGUUGGUACUAGGCUAAUAUUAAUACCGGUACAGGAAUAUCUUGCCAGCUAUUAAUGAAAACACAAAGCAUUAGUAUGAAGAAAAAUGCGAAAAAUUGUGGUGAUAUUUCUAUAGCCUUAAUAACUGAUAUUUAGGUGACAAUUGGCUUUAUUAGAGCCACAAUAAUUAUAUAUGUAUUUAUGUUCUAAAUUGUAUUCAAGGGUCUAUUUUGCACGAAUUUUGCCCCCGCCCCCCCCCCCUCCAAAUUUUCUCUUAUCAUACUACUUAAAAAAAUAAUUAAAUUUCUAUUUAUUAAUAUUCACGAUGAUCUCAUUUUUUUAAAAAAAGAAUGUAAAUAUAAAUAUUUACCCCAUCAUUUUUUUGAUGUAUGUAAAAUGUAUGCGUGGACAUAAAAUACCUAAAUAUUUCAGUUUUGGCUUUGGUUUCGGACGAAACCAAAAAGUUAAAUUUCGGUUUAAUUUCUGCUACAGCUGAAACAGAAUGUUAACUUUUUGUUUAAUUUCAGUUUUGGCCGAAAGUCAUUUUUAAAUUUCGGCCUAGUUUCUGUUUCGGACAAAAUCAGAAAAUCACUUUUGGUCGGCCUCUAGUGGAAAAUAAUCAAUAUUUAUUUGGCAUAGUCAUCAAGAUUUUUGUUGUAACAUCAAUAUUUUUAAGCAACAUAAAAUACUUCUCAAAUUUGUGCAGCACACAGCAAAUGAUUUGGCCAACACAAUGCUACAAUUGAUUUGCGCAGUACAACACCACAGAUGAUUUGGCCAGCACAUCACCACAGAUGAUUUGUUUAUUGUUGUCAUACAUAUAAUAUUUUAAGCUCCAACAAUCCGAUAUGAAACCUGAAAUUCUUGUUAAUAAAAUGGGAUCAAAUUUCUUCAGACCUCCACCAGAGAAAGCUCAGGCUCCACCAGAGAAAGCUCAGACUCCACCAGAAAAAUUUAACACUCCACUAGAGAAAGCUCAGACUCCACUAGUGUCCCAUAAACUUUCUCAAGAUAAAACUUCUCCACAAGGUCUGUCAGAUAUAAGCUAUUUUACUGAUUCUUAUGGCAAAUCUUUCAAGUCAGGCUGAAGAAUGCAAAAGAAAGUUUAAUAUAAAUCUUUUAAAGAUUGAUGUUUAUUUAUAAAAUGCCAUAAUUAUUGACCUUAUAAUAAACAAAUGUUAUCUAUAUUUUAGUAUCAUCCAUCUCUGUGGCACUACAGCCCAUGUAGGGCUUUGGUCUGCCUCACCACAUCCUUCCACUCAGACCUAACUGAUGCUUUUCUUUUACAUGCUUGGAUUCCCAGCUGCUGUAGAUUAUUUUCCACAUCAUCCAUCCAUCUAAGCCUAGGUCUGCCUUUGAGCCGUUUUACUCUGGCUUAUGGUGAUGCACCUUCUUCACUCCUCUGACAUUCUUUCUAAGUGUCCCGCCCAGAGUAGUCAGCUCUUUUAUAUUUCUGCUACUAGCGUGGGAUCCUGAUAUAGACUGUACAUUUCCUGGUUGGUUCGUAUUCCCCAUCCAUAUUCAUCCUUUGUUAGUCCAUAUAUUUUCCAGAGAACUUUUCUCUCCCAUGUGUUUAAUAGGUUUUCUGCCGUUUUUUUAAGAGUUCAAAUUUUUCUUGCUUACGGUAUGUUACAACUGGUCUCAUAACAAUUUUAUACCGGUACAAAUAAGUUCUUACCCUAAUCCCAUUGAACAAACUGUGUAAGAUGUAAUUUCAGCUUUCAAUAUAUAUUGCUUUAAAUCUAUAUGUAAUUUUAAAUAACAUCCUACCUACAAUUUUUUAUAUAUGUUUUAGAUGUGCCUUCUUCUCCCAUACGUCCUAAAAGACCUGGGGCAGGUCCGCCUCCUCGACCUGAAAGUGCAGCACCAAUAAAAAAACAACCUAGCUUUUCCUCACAAGACAAAGAGAGUGGUCAGUCUUCCAGGUAAGAAAGAAGAGUGGUCAGUUCACCAUGUAAGAAAGAAGAGUGGUCAUUCCACCAGGUAAGAGGGAAGAGUGGUCAGUCCACCAGUUAAGAAAGAAGAGCGGUCACUACUGUCAGGUAAGAGCUUAAAGCUUCCAGUUUGUCUCAUUUCAGUUAUACUAAUCCUAGUUUUAAAAAAUAGUACCAACAUGAUUCCUUUCCCCCAUUUCUCUUGUUUAGUGGUGUUGAGCUGAGAAGACCUGCCAGACCAAGUGCUGCUUCAACGCAACAACUUAAGCCAGGUCAGUACCCGUACUUACAAAAAUGGGGCUGAGUUUUUUUUAUCAAUUUACCCAGGCGUUAUUUUUAAAAAGAAAACUCAAAUUAACCAAAGUCAAUGCCUUAUACAAAUUAUUGAUGUUUUGGGGCCUGGUGCCUAUUUUCACGAUUUUUCUUUGUAUUUGUUACAUUAUUUUACCCAUUGUACAUUAUUAUGUAUCAUUUUUAAAAUGUAUAUUUCUUGUGCCCUUUGCUGAAUCACCAACAAAUUAAUUUGAUAUGUGUCAUAGUGUGCUGUGUCUGCAAAUAACUAAGCACUUGUUCAAAACUAAAUCUGUCUCUAAUUCAAAGGACUGGGCUAUAGGAUUUUAUUUUAAGUAAUUGACUAAUUUAAAAAAAAAAUAUAAAUUGCAGUAGAAUAUUUUAUUAUUAUUACCAUAAAUAUGCAUUAACUUGAGUAAAUAUUUUUUUUUUGAGUUGUUAAAUUGUAAUCUAUUUAAAAAUAUGGUUGAAGGAUUUAUUUUUGUGUACCGUACCUACCUGGCAGAAAUUUGUACCUGUAACAAACAUUGCCUUAUGUUUAUAAAUAUUGUAAUGAUUCUUGUAUUCAAGUAGGUGCCCCUACCUUAAGUAGAUAAAUAUUGUAAUGAUUCUUGUGUUCAUGUAGGUGCCCCUGCCUUAUGUUGAUAAAAAUGAUAAUAAUUCUUGUGUUCAUGUAGGUGCCCCUGCCUUAUGUUGAUAAAAAUGGUAAUAAUUCUUGUGCUCAUGUAGGUGCCCCUGCCUUGCCUGGUCGUCCCGGUCCAGGCCAUCCACUUUACCACUACAUGACAAGACAGCCCCACGGUGUGGCCUUGCAUGACUACAAGGCUAGUCAGCCUGAUGAACUGACUUUCAAGGUAGAUGGUCAGCAAAGGCUUCACAAAACAAUUUCAUUAGAUUAUAAUUAUAUUAUCAUGCUUUGAAAUAUUUAUUAUUUUUUUUUUUUCAAUUCUGAAAUGAUGAAGGUUGCAGAUCUUUGGAAUGAAUCAAAGUAGUGCCUUCUGGUAAUAAAGUUUGUGAAACACUGAUUUAGGGAUUUUUAAAUCUAGGAUAUAUGAGGGUUAGCUUAGUGGCUAUCAAAUAGUAUUUCUAGUGUUUCUGAAUAGAUGACAGACUGAUAGAACUUUUAAUCAGAACCAAUCUUUAUCUUAUUAGGAAUUUUACAUUUUUACCAUUAUAUUCUUAAUUUUAUCUUUGCUUUUUUUUUCUCUUGUCAGAAAUUCUUUCUGCCCCACCAUUAAUUACUGAAAUUCUUUCUGCCCCACCAUUAAUUACUGAAAUUAUUUCUGCCCACCAUUAAUUACUGAAAUUCUUUCUGCCCCACCAUUAGUUACUGAAAUUAUUUCUGCCCCACCAUUCAUUACUGAAAUUCUUUCUGCCCCACCAUUAGUUACUGAAAUUAUUUCUGCCCACCAUUAAUUACUGAAAUUAUUUCUGCCCACCAUUAAUUACUGAAAUUAUUUAGGCCCCACCAUUAAUUACUGAAAUUCUUUCUGCCCCACCAUUAGUUACUGAAAUUAUUUCUGCCCCACCAUUCAUUACUGAAAUUCCUUCUGCCCCACCAUUAAUUACUGAAAUUAUUUCUGUCCACCAUUAAUUACUGAAAUUAUUUCUGCCCCACCAUUAAUUACUGAAAUUCUUUCUGCCCCACCAUUAAUUACUAAAAUUAAGCAUGCUUACUUUUAAUCAGAUCUAAAAUAAUCUUUGCCCCUACCCACUCCAGGAAGGUGACCUUGUGAUUUUGUUGAGAAAAGAAAGUGAUCAUUGGUUAGUUGGUCAAGUGGGCAGCAAAGAAGGACUUUUCCCAGCAAACUAUGUUGCUAUUAAAUGCCCCCUGUCAGGGGAGGUAAGUACAAUGUUAGUCACACAAAGCAAAUUGACCAAAACUAUUAUACAAAAUAUAAAGUAUUGCAUCGAUUGUGUUCAUGUUCUUAUUGUUGAGGAACUUGCAGAAGACACCUAUUUCAGUUCAUUCCAAAGUCAUUACUUUUUAAUCCCCCCAGAUCUAAAGAACAUAAAAGAUAAAAUUUUACAAGCCUCACAAUUAAGUUAAUUUCAGCUUUUAAAUUUAUGUUCCGGUGUUCAAUUUCAUAGACACAUGAAUGAAAAUAAAAAAGAGCAUUUUGUUAAACUAUGGAAUGCUAUUGUAUAAAACUAGGGUAGUCAGUCUGCAAGGUUAAUAUACCCUGUCAGAAACAUUGUGCUUUCUUUUACCCACCCAGAAAACUGAUUGGAAAACUACAUUAGAUGCCUGGCCUAUAGGCACAGAUGAAGCUAGUUCUCUUGGAGAGGAAAAGCUGGAUAGACUGCAGGGACCCAGAUGUAGGGCGAGGUUUGACUUUGAAGGUGUGUUUUCACUUAUCUUGACGCAGCUCAUAUGAUGAUGUAUUUACACUUAUCUUGACACAGCUAAUAUGAAGUGAAGGUGUGUUUUCACUUAUCUUGACACAGCUCAUCUGAUUGUGUGUUUACACUUAUCUUGACACAGCUCAUAUCAAUGUGCGUUUACACAUAUCUUGACACAGCUCAUAUGAUGAUGUGUUUUCACUUAUCUAGACACAGCUCAUAUGAAGUGAAGGUGUGUUUGCACUUAUCUUGACACAGCACAUAUGGAAACUUCAUGGUUAUUAUGCAAUUUGUUUAAUACACAGUUGGAAAGAGAUAACUUCCGUGGCACUGGUUGUUUUAAUGGAAUUAUUAGAGUAAUGUUAAUACCAGGACUGAUUUCUAACGAAACCUAUUAAUAUUUAGUGACCAUGAUAGAUCAUUCGUGGCAACAAUCAUUUCUGUGUUAGUCAGCAGUCACGAUCAUAGUGUUGGAUGAGUCCACUGUUUGAGUUUAUUGACACAUUUAUUUCAUCCAAGGUGAGGGUGCUGGUGAGCUAGCGCUUGAAGAUGGCGAUGUGAUAGAACUAAAAGCCAGGGUUGGUUCAGAAUGGCUGCGCGGUGAACUUCGUGGCCGCCAGGGGAUAUUCCCAUCAUCGUUUGUAGAAGUCAUCGAAGACCUGCCGCCAGACGACAACAUUACAACGACUCAUGUGUCAGCUAUCUUUGAUUUUGACGGUCAAGAUGGAGAGCUUACAUUCCAGGUUGGCUGGUUUCAGUGUAAAGUCAUAAUUCGUUUAUUAAUUUAUUGUUACAUUGACCUGAAAUUUUCACUGGACAACGUUCUGCACAGGUUUAAGAUCUCCAACUUUUUAGAGACACUCAGAAUUUUUAAAAUGUAUUUUAAACUUCAAAGCUAUCACCCAAACUAUUCAUUCUUACCAUAGUUUAACGAACUUUUUGUGGUUUACCGUAACGCAUUUACUACUUAAUUAGGCACAGCAGAAAAUUAGCACCACACAAAAAACUUCACAGUGACGCUGACCAAAAAACUGUCUCUCUCCUGACUCACCAUAUAUAUAUAUCCCCUCCCGCCAAUCAUCGAUAAUCUAAUGCCUUGUUCAGUCAUACCCGCAAUCCUUCGGGUGAACAUAACUUACUGUAACCCCACAAAUAACAACAGUGAUAUUCAUACUCUUGACCGUUAACUUUAGUCUCAGUUCAAACCAUAAUGUAUGAUCCAAGAUCACUAAGAAGUAGUUAAAUACCAGUAAUUUAAUGACAACUGUUUAAGCUUUUUAAAAAAAGAAAAAGAUCAUUUUGUUUUAAAAGGUAGAGUUAAUUAAAAUAUUGUCUUCAGCUGAUUGAUGGUGGAUUGGUUGUGGAUUGAUGGUGGAUUGAUGGUGGAUUGGUGGUGGAUUGAUGGUGGAUUGGUUGUGGAUUGAUGGUUGGAUUGAUGGUGGAUUGGUGGGGGAAGUACAAGUGCCUGAGACUCAGCAUCGUCCAGUUACACACGUUAUUUCUACAGGCAGGGGACAGCAUCAACAUUUUAAGUCAAGUCAACAUUGAAUGGUUGUAUGGUGAGUGUCACGGGAAGCGUGGGCAGUUCCCAACAUCCUUUGUCUCACACAUCCCCCCAAAUCUACCAGAGUACAAAAAGGCACCCAAGAAACCACUGGUUGGAGCAGCCCAAGGGAAGAAACCCAGAGAGAUUCAAGGGAGACAAGCUGACAUUAUACCACAGCCAAAGAUAGAUGCAGUUGUGCCAGAAACUACUCCUGAACCAGAGGCAGAAGGCCCAGUUUUUAUUCUUAAGUCUAAAGAGGUUUGUAUAGACUUACAAAAAAAAAUAACAACCAGAUUUCAAUAAAAAAAACUUGAUAAUAUGAUGACAUUUCUGCAGAUCGCUUUGUCCACAUCUCUCUAUUUUAUUCUAAUAAUUUAUGUCCAGAUUUUAAUUAUAUUUUAAUCUCAAAGUAUUCAGCACCUACAGUUUUCCAAUCUAUACAUCCAGUGUCUAUUACAUACCAAUAUCUAAAUCAUUGUACAUUGUAUUCUAAUGUCUAUCUCAUAGUAUAAGUAUAAGUAGUUUUUAUUCUAAAUUUCCCCUUAUUGACUUCACAGACUGUGGUUGGAUACUGCCGUGGAAGAUUUGAUUAUCUGGAGCCCCCGCUGGGUGAUCUUGCUUUUAAAGCAGGGGACAGGAUCGAAAUUUUAGAAUUUAUCGGUGAGGACUGGGCUAGAGGUCGGCUUGGUAAGAAAACAGGAAUGUUUCCUCUUAGCUUUGUGGCAGAGGAAGUCUUGGACCCCAGCUUUGAGGAGCCACAACCAGGUACGUUUAGUUUUAGAUGGAGAAUUCAAACAUUUUCAUUUUUUUUAUAUAACUAUUUCACCAAGUUAUACAAAUUUUUGCAUUUAAUUUUAUUUUUUUAUUACUAGAUCAACACGACCGAAACCAGACAAGCUAAACUAUUUGACUUUUUUUUUUCCUUUCAAAAUGGAAAAAUCCAUGACACAGUCUAUCUCUACCCCAUCAUACAAUCUUCUGUCUCAACAUAUGACACAAUCACCUGUCUACCAUCACAAAAUCAUGUGUCUAACCCAUCACACAAUUUACUUUCAGAGCCAGAAGUUAAACCCAAGGUGUAUGGCAGAGUUGUACAUGAUUUUAAUGGAGAAACUGAGAAUGAUCUGACAAUAAAGGUUGGUGAAUGUAGGAUAGUAAGGGGAUUGGUGAAUGUAGGAUAGUAAGGGGAUUGGUGAAUGUAGGAUAGUAAGGGGAUUGGUGAAUGUAGGAUAGUAAGGGGAUCGGUGAAUGUAGGAUAAUAAGGGGAUCUGUGAAUGUAGGAUAGUAAGGGGAUCAGUGAAUGGAGGAUUAUAAGGAGAUUGGUGAAUGUAGGAUAAUAAGGGGAUUGGUGAAUGUAGGAUAGUAAGGGGAUAGUUAAAUGUAGGAUAGUAAGGGGAUAGUUGAAUGUAGGAUAGUAAGGGGAUUGGUGAAUGUAGGAUAGUAAGGGGAUUGGUGAAUGUAGGAUAGUAAGGGGAUUGGUGAAUGUAGGAUGGUAAGGGGAUUGGUGAAUGUAGGAUAGUAAGGGGAUUGGUGAAUGUAGGAUGAUAAGGGGAUUGGUGAAUGUAGGAUAGUAAGGGGAUUGGCGAAUGUAAGGAUAGUAAGGGGAUUGGUGAAUGUAGGAUAGUAAGGGGAUUGGUGAAUGUUUUGGGUUAUUUCUCCAUGGAAAAUACACAACUUUAAUAAGCUGUGAACUUAAAAUAAUAAAAACACAUCUUAUGUCAUUUGAUGAACUCUAGUGAAAUCUUGUAUCAAAUGUUAAUUUUUCAAGCAGGUCACCUGAUAUGACAGGUCAUGUUAACUUAUUCUGUUUAACUCUGUUGUUUGCUGACUGGAUGAUUUCAUUGCAGGAAGGAGAUGUGCUGGAAAUGGAAGAUAUAGCAGACACCAAAGGAAACUGGAGAUGGGGAGUGCUGAAUGGCAAAAGAGGGAUGUUUCCUGUGGUAUUUGUUGAAGCAAUGUAAAUAACAUUUUAAAAUAGGUAAUGCUGUUUCUUUAAUUGGGUUUCUGAAUGAGAGCAAGUGUCUUUUGAUUCAUCUUAUGAGUAAAUCUGCAUUGAUUCAUUUGAAUGCAAGUCUUUUAAAUAUUUUAAUUUUUUUUUUUUUAAACUGAGAAGUAGAUUGAUAUUAUAUAGAUAGAAAUCUAUAAACUUCUUGUGCUAGAGAGAACAUUAUUUCAUCUAUUAAAAAGUGUUAGGGAAAGUAUUACUCUGACACAAUCUGUGAACAAGCAUCACUUAUUUAAUGUUAUGUCCAAACUAUUAUAUAACAUUGGUUAAAAAGGUUAGAUGAGGUUUACUCAAAAAAUAAUGUUGCAUCUGCUAAAUUAAUUUUAACUUUAAAAUUAAAAUUAAAACUUAUGCUGGCAGAAAAACCAUCCACUCAAACUCAAAUUUGGCAGUCAAGGUCGCUGAUUUUUAAUUGACAUAUCAAAGUUAUGCUACUUGCUAGAAAUAAAUAUCUCUUCUUACUGGAGACUAUCCAAUCUGUUAGAUGAUCAGUUAAAACCUUGUCUUGUACAGGUAUUCCCUUGUCUAGUUCAGUUUAGCCCUUGCCUUGCACUGGUUUUCCUUAUUUAGUACAAUUAAGCUGUCAGAUGAAGAUAAUCCCUCACACCACACAAAUGAAACAUUUCAACUUGUUAAAGAAAGUUUAAUAUUUUGUACAACAUACAGGCUUUGGAAAAAAUGUCACUCUUUUGGAGAAGGAUUUUAAGUCUCAAAAGUAUAUUUUAUAUUUUCCACCUUUUUUCCCCCCCACAUUUUGUAAAUAAAGUACUUUUUUACAAGUUCAAACUCAAUACUAGUGCAACUCCCCCCCCCCCCGCAACCACUAUUUAUUUUAUACCAGUGUGCCUUUUUGAGAUGAAAUUUGGCCUUUGAAAACAUGCUUGUAAACUCAAGGUAUUGUUCUUUGUUCAGGACAAAUGGGGAAUGUCACUCCAAAGUUGUUUCUGGGUUUAAAAACUGUAUAUGUGCUUUUAAAAUUUAUAAAUAUUUUAAAAUGUAACAGCCUCAAAAAUUAAUCAUAAAGCAUAUAAUUAAAGUUUUAUUACUAAUUACCAUUAUUUUGAGGUAGGAUACAUAAAGAUAUAUAUAAAUCUAUAUAUAUUAUGUAAAUUUAAUUUAUUAUUUAUAUGAAUGUUUUUGUUUUGUUUAUUUUUGUUCUGAUGAAGGCAUUUGCCGAAAUAUUUGUAUUCUGUGUAACAAUUAUUAUAGCUUAACCUAAAUUGUUUUAUUUAGACAAAUUGUUUGCAUAUCAUUAAUCUACUUAUAGGCACAACACACUUUCUGCCAACCAUCAUAAAGAGAGACAUGCCUUGCCAUCACAAGAAGAUUGAACUCAGAUGACUUUUUAAUGUAAUUCAAAUCAUGCUAAAUUAACAACUGCGUCUUGUUUAUCAUCAUAACUGGCAAACUUGUUUGCUCUCUAAAUCAUAUAAAGUAUUCCUGUAUAAUUGUGUAAAUAAUAUUUUGGUGUAUUUUUUAAAUAGCUGUCAAAUAAUAAUGAAUUUACUGUUCAGUUAAUUAAUUUACAUAUGGUAAUAUUUUUCCUAAUAUAGGAACAUUUAUAAUAGUGUAAUCUAUUAUUCAUAUCAUUUUAUAUUUAAAGCUAUGCAAUGGUCUGCUGUGUACUGGGACUCAUAAAACUUUAACAUGAAUUUCUCAUGCAGACUAUUUGUGUUUAUUUGUGUAUUUCAUUUUUAUUUCUUUACAUUUUAAGCAUGUCUCAAUUUUAAUUAUUUAAAAGUACAUUAUUGAGAUAUAAUAUAUGAUUUAAAUUGCAUCCUCUGCUCAAGACACCUUAUUUUAAAUUUAAAAAGAUUCUUGUAUGGGUAAUAUCUAUAAACUUGACACUGAGCUGUCCACUAAAAGCGUAAUGUAAAGAUGUAACUAGGUUGGAAAUGAUAAUUUAUAUGUUGGAUGUUACAUUACAUACUAUUUGUUUUAUUUUUCAUAAUGCAGAGAGAGAGAAUUGUUUAAAUAUUAAGGUUACAUUUGAGGCCUUACCCUUGGCUAUAUCAUAUUAUGUCUGUAAUUGAUAAUUGUCAAUAAUUUGAUUUAUUUACUGUCAACCCAUCUGCUCUCUUGAUUUAACUGCCAACCCAUCUACUUUCCUCACUACACUUUCCCCUAUUAUUCUCUAAAAGGUUUCUCCAUCAGCAGAUCUAUGUAUUGAUUCCCCCUCCCCCCCCACCUGUUUUAUAGAUGAGUUAACAGCUUUAAACAGCAAAAUGAUAACGAUAUAAUUGUGUAUAAGCUGUUGCACUUCCGCCUUUUACUCUACAUUCUGUACUUUCAAAACUGAUAAAUUUUGUAGUACUAUCCAUUAUCAACAAAAUUUAUUCUGUCAAAAUUCGAUUUGGUGCACACAUCUACAAUUUUUCUUAGGUACCGUACUUAACAUGCUGUAUUUAAGUCUGUUUCAUAUAUUCAAGUUCAAGCAGUGUGAAGGACGGAGUGGAACAAGAUGUGUUGAGGUUUGAAAAGAAAAGACAUGACAUUUAAAAGAUAGACUGGUUCUGGUUCUAAACAUUUGACUUUAUUGAGAUUUUCACACAUGCAUUUUUUAUUUUUUAAGAAAUCCAAUGCAUUCUCAAAAACUACUUUGUGAACUUUAAACUCUUGAAAAAAAAAAAGGAGGG
Lymnaea stagnalis (great pond snail) is the source of this 21718-nucleotide messenger RNA. The record is from the annotation of a GenBank genome assembly. NCBI's taxonomy places the organism in Eukaryota, Metazoa, Mollusca, Gastropoda, Lymnaeidae.